AUGUUGAGCUUCCACAAGUCGUUCCCGGAUAUUGCUAACAGCUCGGGCGCCCAGGACUGGUUGACCUCGAUUCUCCCUCGGCGGUUGGUCUUCUCCCGCAAGCACACCAUUUUCGGCGGCUCCAUCUGGGUUACUCUCGGUUCCUACCUGACAGCAGGGGCGCGCAGUACAGGCUUCCUGUACGCCGGUCACGUUUUCACGGGCCUGGGUGUCGGCACUCUAUCGGCCACAGGGUGA
Penicillium riverlandense is the source of this 237-nucleotide messenger RNA. Its product is annotated as general substrate transporter. Bases 1 to 237 code for a protein of 78 amino acids. The record is from RefSeq and is a predicted model, not a curated record. Lineage: Eukaryota; Fungi; Ascomycota; Eurotiomycetes; Eurotiales; Aspergillaceae. The transcript is spliced from 2 exons.